AUGCUUAUAACAGACAAUGAAACUGGGACAGUCUUAUUAACAGAUGCCAACGUCACCUGUAUCAUCCCUGACGACUGCAUCCUGCCGUGCAGCUUCAGGCCCACCGGCACUGUGGUGAUCCACUGGUACAAGCAGCAGAUCCCCGUCCACAGCUACUACUACAACAAGGAUCAGUUUGGACUCCAGAACAAGCACUUCAGCGGAAGGACUUGCCUGUUCAACUCCCACAUCCCUCAUGGCAAUGCCUCCCUGCUCCUCAGGAGGGUCAAAGUUCAAGACAAGGGCAGAUACAAGUGUUACACCAGCACGCGGAAGGGCAACCAGGAGAUCUUUGUCAACCUGGAGGUCAAAGCUGUCAUCCAGUCAGUGAUCAUGGAGAUGACAGAUGAGACGGUCACCUGCUCCUCUCACAACAUCUACCCCGUCCCUCAGGUGACCUGGGCCACAGACCCUCCCUCUGCCCAGGAAGCUCUGGAGAAUUCAACCAUCAAAACCACAGACCACAAGGGUUUGUUCACUGUGGUGAGCACGCUGAGGAUUCUGGGUAAUCUCUCCAACUACACCUACUUCUGCUCUUUCAUAUCGGCUGACAAGACCCAGGUGUGGACUGCCUCUCGGAAGAUCCAAGAUGAUGUGACACAGGAGGAGGGUCACGCGCUGGCCAUCCCGUGCGUCGCCCCGCACAGUCUCCAGAACUUCUCCCUCACCUGGACCUUCGCCACGUCCAGCGAACCCACGCUCAUCUUCAGAUACGACACGAAAACCAGACAGGCGUUAAACCUGUGGGAGGCUCAGGCUGAGCUGGACCAGGAGCUGCUCCCCUUGGGAGACGGAUCUCUUCUGCUCCACAAACCAGACGUCGAGGAACACUCAGGGAUGUAUACAUGCACCUUCUCAGGCCUGCAGAGCAAACACAUCGUUCAGACCAGAGUGAACAUCACUCAUUCAUCGAUAAGUGAGGACGAGCAGGGCGUGCAGAGGUCAUGGUGGAGCACGGCAGCGUCUGCAGCUUUUUUCUUAUUCACUGUCACUGUAGCUCUGCCGCAGUGUGUGAGGCAAAGAGCCAUGGACCCCAGAUCUGCCUCAUAUAGAUUUAACGGAGCAGGUUUUGUCGAGGGUGGGAUUCACAAAGAUCUCAGCGCCUCGGCUUUAUACAUAAUCAGACAACACGGAGUUGACUGCAACAGACUACAGCUACAGUCUCAACCCGAGGACGAAGUGGCCGGCAGCAUGCCAAACACAGCAGAUGACUCUACUGUGGCGGUACCACCAGGUACUAAAAUAGAUGAAGAAAAAAACCAGUAGGACCACCUGUGGAGGGAAAAGAUGGGCUGCAGUCCAGCAGCCUGGAGAAGGAUGGAUUUGGAAACAUGGAACAAGGAUAAGGCACAGAAACUUAUAAACUACCUCCAACAAAGUGUUGGGAUUCUGUCAAAUUCAUGAAGAGAUUCGCCAUGUCAUACCUGUACUGUAUACUGUGAAAAGCUUGUUUUCUCACCCUUUAAAUAAAAAUAAAAUUAUUGCAA
This is a messenger RNA of Acanthopagrus latus (yellowfin seabream), 1526 nucleotides long. RefSeq names its product HERV-H LTR-associating 2a, tandem duplicate 1 (gene hhla2a.1). Gene Ontology annotation, biological process: cell surface receptor signaling pathway; positive regulation of T cell proliferation; T cell costimulation. Lineage: Eukaryota; Metazoa; Chordata; Actinopteri; Spariformes; Sparidae. The record is from RefSeq and is a predicted model, not a curated record. Gene Ontology annotation, cellular component: external side of plasma membrane. The coding region runs from base 1 to 1305 and encodes 434 amino acids. The transcript has 6 exons.